UUGAGCUGUUGAGGUUAGCUUUGUUCAAAGGUACUUUGGAAACUGUUUCCAUGGCCUUGUAUUUAUUUAAAUGCAUCCUCCCAAACCUCAGUAUCUUCAUCUACAAAAUGAAAAUAACCACCAGGACUUCGUGCUUUCAAAGCAUGUAGAAUAUACAGCAGGUGAAGAGAGACAUUUGUGAUCGUCAGUAUCAUCAUUCAUUGAUGAACCCAGUUGCCGUUGGAAGUACAGCAAACAAGAUUCAAACCGGCUUAAACAAUAAGAAAGGUUAUUGGCUCAUGAAACCUGUAAUUGAGGAGUAGGGUAGACUUCAGGGUCAGUUCAAACCAGUGGAUCAAUAUUGAACUCAGCUUUUCUUUCCAUUCUGCUACCCAUAGGUUAGCCUCAUUCCAAGGCUUUAGGAUUGGGGCUCCAUGCUUUCUUGCUCAUAGUUAGGGAAAAGAGAGAGAUUAAGAAUUAGGAUCUGGCUUCCUGGGCUGUAUUAGCAACAUUCCUCUCCAUUCAAAUUAGCCUUCAUGCCCAGUUUUGAACCAAUCACUGUGAUAGGCUAUUAAGAAUUGUCUGAUGGCUUAGAUCAUUCUCAACCCCUGAAUUAUUGACAUUUGGGGCUGGAUAGUUCUUCAUUGUUGGGGGGAGCUGUCCUGUGCAUUGUAGUACCCCAAUGUCUACCUGCUUGAUGUCAACAGCACCCAUCCUCCAGUUGUAGCAACCAAAGAUGUCUCCAGACAUUGCCAAAAGUCCGCUGGGGGGCAAAAUCACCUUCAAUUGAGAACCACUAGCUUAGACACAUCAAGUCUCACCCCUGCAAGGGGCCAGCUCCCCCCACACUCAUUGCUGAAUGAGGGAGGAGCAGAGAGCCACUGAAAACAUGGGAAGUAUUAGGAAGUAGAAAAAUUGGUAUUUACAAAGCCUGCUUUGUAAGCAACACAAAUGUCCCGCACAAUUUCCACAUCUGGAAGAUCUCUUGAGUCUCCAUGUAAAUGCCUCUGAGAAGGGCUGCACUUAUAACAUGGGAUCUUAUUGAUGCAUAGGCCAGUGGGCAGGCUGGAACAAAUUUACAGCUGGCUAAAAACACGAAAGAGAGGGCUGGAGUGAGGACUGGGGAGGCGGGGAUGCUCAAGAAUUGGGAGAAGAGACAGGAGGGAAAUUUGAGACUGACAGAGGCCAACUCUGUUACAAUCCUUAAUGAAUGAAUACCCUUGGCCAACUGUGGCCAGGUUUGCAAAUUGAUGUUCAUGGGCAAUAUGCAGUUGGCAAACAUGUUUUAUUUGACCCACACAGUGUUGGAUUGCACAGUCUUCAAAACAAUUUUUGGCUUGGUUGCAAGAUUUUAAAUCAAGAGAUUUAACAUAAUCCAAGUUCUGACUGCUUUUUAAAAACUGGAAGAUCUUUCCCCACUGGGCCCUUCAUUCUUGAAGAGCAACAGUUGGUAAUUUUCUGAGUAACCCUUGCCUUCUUUUUACAAGCCUGAUCCUUCCAACCCACCAUCCUAUAGUCACCCCUAUACCUUGGCAGGAUAUAUAUUUUUUAAAUCACCUAAACUGACCGAAGAAAUAGACCCCAAAAAUAGGAUGACUCAAAUGCAGUAGAAGUUUAUUCCUCACUCACUUAAUGGUCCAUGGCAGAUGUUCUGUGAGGAGCUCUCCUCUAAGCAAUGAUUCUAGGAUCCAGGAUUCUUCCCUCUGGGGACUCCACCAUCCUUCUGGGGGCUCCAUGACACCUAGGGCCGCAAUACCGUCUGCAUCCAGUGGACAAUAUAUAGCAGAAACACACCUGCGUCUGUUGAAAGUAGCACGUAUUUGAAUCCAUUCACACCCCAUUGGUGAGAAUUAGUCACUGUAGUCUUUAGCUGGACCAACACCUCAGCCACAACUCUGUCAUUAAGGAAGGGCAGAAUGCAUUUUGGUGGAAAGCAGUCCAUCUCUAUCUUACGUGAUAAAGGUGGGGAGACCUCCUAAGGCACUGAAAUCAUAGGCACCCUUGGUGUUCCCUUGGCCAAAUUGUAAAUACACAGGAGAUUCUGGGACUUAAACCAGAUUCCAUCAGUUUCUUCCAGGUAUGGAUAUGUUACAGCAGAUCAUCUCCUUAGGCUGGCUUAUCUACAAACAGUGUGAAGAAGUGAAAUACUGCCAGAAACAGUGCCAGCGUCUGAGGAACCGGGUCUAUGGCCUGCUGCAGCUGCUGCAAAUGCUCCAGGACCAAGGGGACAGGCACCCAUCCGCUGAGCUAACCACUGUCCUGACCCGCUUCCAGGCUGUCCUACAGGAAGCUAAGGCAAGGAUAGAUACCUUCAGUGAUAAAUCCAAGGUCUGGAAGUUUGUAAAGGCAGUGCAUAACAAAAUACUCUUCAGGGACGUGAAUGAGAGUCUGAGGGACAUGGUGCAGGACCUCUCUCUGCUGCUUCAGGUGGAUCAACAGACGUUUACUUCAAACAUCAGCCAAAAAGCAGUCUGGCAACAGGAAGACCAGCAGGAUGCGGAGGAAGACUUGCAAGUCUUCCAAAGGCAGAGAACUGAAAAUGAAAUUAUAGAUGCUAUCUCAAGGCAAAUGGAAAGUAACAGGAAAAAUGUCAUCGAAAUUGUGAGACACUACUUAGCGAAAUCUUCCAUGAAGGAGAUCCCACAAGAUCAAAUCAAAGAGAUCAAUAAGGAGCAGCUUUCAGGAUGCAAAUGGAUCCUGCUAAGGGAAACAGAAUUCAGCACACUUUAUAAAGGAGAAUACCACAAAUCUCCAGUGGCCAUAAAAGUAUUCAAUAAACCCCAGGCCAGAAACAUUGGAAUAGUGAGGCAUACUUUCAGUAAUGAGAUCAAAGCCAUGAAGAAAUUUGAUUCUCCCAACAUCCUGCGUAUAUUUGGAAUUUGCAUUGAUGAAACAGUAAGACCCCCUCAAUUCUCCAUUGUCAUGGAAUACUGUGAGCUCGGGACCCUGAGAGAACUGCUGGACAAGGAGAAGGACCUCAUAUUUGCAAAGCGUAUCGUCCUGGCCCUGGGGGCAGCCAUGGGCUUAUACAGGCUGCACCAUUCGGAAGUGCCCGCACAGCUCCACAGAAACAUCAACAGCAUGAGCUUCCUGGUUGCAGGAGGCUACAAAGUGAAGCUUGCGGGAUUUGAGCUGAGCAAAACGCAGACUUCCAUCAGUCGACGAAGUAAAGGAAAAGAAGCAGAGGAAGUCAAUUUGUCAGCGUAUGUCUCACCUCAGAUACUGGAAAAUGUGUUUAAUAAAUAUGACACAAAAGCUGAAAUAUACAGCUUUGGAAUCGUCCUCUGGGAAAUCGCUACCGGGAAGGUCCCGUUUGAAGGCUGUAAUUCUAAGAAGAUCCACCAGCUGGUGGCUGUGAACCACUACCAAGAGCCUCUGGGUGAAGACUGCCCUCUCGAGCUGCAGGAGAUCAUUGUUGAUUGCCGGGCGUAUGAGCCCUCCCGGAGGCCCUCUGUUAAUGACAUCUUAGAGAAGCUGUCUGCCUUUCAUUAAGCUGUGUGUUGAAACCGAAACUAAGGAGUCCCUUGACAAGAAACUGGAAAAGGCACAAGUGGGCUUCUUUCUCUCUCACAUCCUUUGGCAUGGAGUCAUGUAUGAGUGCCAGGAGGCAGCACUUCUCUGUUACAAACAGAAAACAAUUCCAGUCAUCCCACUCCAAAUGAUAUUGUCAAAAAUACACCUUUAAUAUUGACUGUGAUAGAUGUUCUGUGAAAACGUCUCUCUCUGUAUCCACACCUCUUGGCAAUGUGACUUUUCAGCUCCUUCCAUCAAGAAGUGGAGUCUACUUUUCUGCUGUUUGAAUCUGGGCUGGCAUUGUGAUUUGCUUUGGCCAAUGGAAUUGUAGAAGUGACAAUGUGCUGGUUCCAAGCCCAGGCUUCAAGAGGACUUACAAACUUCCACUCCCUCUCUUGGCACCCUAUCCAGCCAUGAGCAAGCUAGUGUGGCGGAGGAUGAGAGACCACAUGGAGCAGAGACAACCUGUCCCAGCUGAGGCCAUACUACACCAGCCAGCCCAGCAGCUGUCACAUGAGUGAGUCCAGUCAAGACCAGAAGAAGCACACAGCUGUGCCAGUCCAAACUGCCCAUUCAUAAAAUCAUGACCUAACAAAUUUUGUUGUCUUAAGCCACUACGUUUUGGGGUGAUUUGUUACACAACAGUAAUAACAGAGCAAACACUAUUCAAUCCUUUCUGUUUCCCAUUGAACUAAGUACAAAUUACCCCAUUUGGAUAUCCCUGGCCUUAUAUCUCUCACCCAACUUCUUGUAUGAUGUCCCAGAGUUCUUCUACCAGACACUGCAAACUCUAUUGCCUAUAAGAUCUAGGAGGGAACCUAAAUGAGUGAGUUGGGCCUGGAGGGGACAUCUGCUCACAAAUGAGCUUUGUGAAGGACAGCCUCCACUCAGCUCCAGCCUAUUUUUAUCAUACAGGAAACAGAUCCCAAUGUUUCCAGAGGUUUCCAUUUUGUCAACAAAAAGCUGGAAAUUCACAUUUUUUCUGUAAACUGUCCACAUUUUUAAAGGUUGGUAUCUCAUUAAAAAUUACUUUAGAAGCAA
Manis javanica (Malayan pangolin) is the source of this 4533-nucleotide messenger RNA. The record is from RefSeq and is a predicted model, not a curated record. Lineage: Eukaryota; Metazoa; Chordata; Mammalia; Pholidota; Manidae.